AUGUCGGAUAAAGGCCUAGCACGUAACCUUUUUUCGGUUGGUCCUCCAUCGGGUGGUAGGCCAUCCUCUUUGCCUGACCCUAAUGGCCUUCCACAUAUCCCUCUUACAGGUGGUUCUAUACAGGGAGCCAGGUCAUCACCUUUGUCUGACCCUAGUGGCCUUCCACGCAAUGCUCUUACAGGUGGUUUUAUAUUGGGAGCCAGGUCAUCGCCUUUGCCCGAUCCUAGUUGCCUUCCACAUAACAUUUUUACGGGCAGUUUUGUAUCGGGAGGGAGGUCAUCUCCUAACCUUAGUGGCCUUCAACACAACCCUUUUUUGGGUGGUUCAGCAUCGAGAUCCAGGUCAUCGCCCGGUCUUAAUGGCCUUCCACGCAUCCCUUUGGCGGGUGGCCUUUCACGCACUUCAGUUAGGACGACAAGGCCGAUAUUCUCAGGGAGUAGUAGCAUGGGUGCCAUAAAUACCCACAUGGGCUUGACUGAUGCUAUAGCAGAUACAGGAGUGUAUUGUAUGUUUGGGACACAAAAAAUUCAUCGGGCGAUCUUAAAGAUAUUUUGGCAGUCUGUAAAUGAACCUUGGAUUACUUAUAGAAAAAUUCCGCUGGGAGUUGUCACUCAAAUUUUUGAGCGUUUCAGGACUCAAUACCGGUGGGAUCCAAAUGAAGAAGGGAGAAUUCUUGAAGGUUUCGAGAAUACGCUGAAAGAUCGCUACAGGGAUAGAAUGCAGGAUGCCAGGAAAGCAUCGACAAAUUCUGCAAGAAAAGUUGGGCACGUUAUCGCAAAGAUUAGUGAUGACUUUGAGAUUCUUGCAAAUUACAAUCUUGAUGAAAUACAUAGAGAUGUUUGGCGACGUUUGUGUAGGAAAGAGUUGACGGGUGAAGAUCCCUCGUUCAUUGAUCUUUAUUAUAAGACACAUCUUACCGCCGAAUCAAAGAAAAUAUAUUUUGGGGGUGAUAAAGAGGCACCGGUGGAUUUUGUGAAUGAGACAUCUAGGGUGGCCAUCGAAUCAUAUAACAAAGCCCUAUCUCAAAAAUAUGGUGAAGAUCCGACUCAACAUAAUGUGAAUGAUCCUGAAUUAUGGACCCAAACACAGUUGAUUAGGAAAGGCGGGAAACAAAAAGGGUCCUAUCUAUGGGGCAGGAUCCUCAGAUCUUCACUUUCUGAUGACGGGUGCAUAUUCUUCUAA
Lactuca virosa is the source of this 1182-nucleotide messenger RNA. NCBI's taxonomy places the organism in Eukaryota, Viridiplantae, Streptophyta, Magnoliopsida, Asterales, Asteraceae. The record is from the annotation of a GenBank genome assembly.